AUGUACGAAAAUGGAUUUGGUAACAUUUAUCAUUCGAAAUGUCAUGGAAUAUCAUGUCGUAAUGUUCCACGAGAUUUGGAGUACAACAAUCGAAAAUCUAUCCAUCAUAAUCAUCAGGGAAAAACAAUAAAAAAGAAGAACGGGCGGCUGGUUUUUUGUCGAGGAAUCGAGAUUGAUGGGAAGCAGAUCAAGAAGCCUAGAGAUCCAUCUUCAACAAGAAAAAAGGUCAAAUCAAAAACGUCAAAUGUUCAAAUGCAAGUUGUUCUCCAUGAAGAAUGUCUUCCAUCAUUUCCAGCAUGGAAAGGACAAGUGGAAAGUCUUGCCGAGAAAUUAAAAGAUGGUGGUUUAGAAACAACUUUAAAAGAAAUUAAAGUACUCUGGAAGGACUGGACUAGAGAAGCUGCAAAGAAUUAUUUAGCAGGUGAAGAAAUCAGUGCCCCACAAAUAGGAAGAUCUCCAUGGAGGAACACAAUGGCGGAAAAUACUGAAAAAAUAAGCAAUCAGCUCCGAUUAAAUAACAAAAUAAUCACAAUGUUCUUCAAAAAAUACCGAGAAAGAUGUCUAAUUGAUUGCUCGUUUCUUCUAAGUGAAAAUGGAAGAACUGUACCAGAACUUGAAAAACAAUUGAAAGAUUUUGUGACACAUACCAAGAAAAUUGUAUCUUUUGAAUGGCCAAUGGCUGUGGCAAACUUGAUGUUAGAUGAAGGGGCGUCGUGGAUUCCAUUAUUUGUAACUUCCACGUCACAUACCGUAUUCAAUGCUGUCGCUGCUACAAUGGCAAGACUUUUGUAUGACGUUGUGAUGGAGAACAUCAAUAGAGUUAAAACCUUCUUCGAUUUGGAUGAUAGAGCGAAAUUGAUUAUUAUAUUAAAAGAGGAUGAAAAGGAAUUCGAUUAUUGGCAGAAAGUGAAUAUUCUACUUGGUUUAUGUAAAAUACCUCGAGUUGACCAUAAAAUCUAUCCUCGAAUGUUUACUGAAGCAUGGAUUGACGUAACAAAUUGGUUUGACUCUCAAAGUAUCGUGUUCAAACCACUUCCUCAACCUUUCGAAAUGCUCAACUCACGAAUUUCACAAGUGGAGCAAAUGCUCAUUUCCUUUGAGAAGGAUCCAGAUGAUGUCGUAUUUUGGGAGAAAAUAGCCAAAGAAAUAUUGGAAAUUCGAGAACAAGUUUUAAGGCAAAGUACUCGAAUCUUGAAAGGAUUUAUUAUUUAUGAUAGUCGUGAUAUCAAAAAGAGAUCUCUUUCGAAGAUAACCGAAUUGGAAGAAAAAGCAAAAUCGCUGAUUUUGAUUCGAUUAAUUGGAAAAAAUACAGGAAUUCGGGAAGUUUUUACUCAAUGUUCUGCUAAACUGUUUCGAAAUGAUGUUUUGGUGCAAUUGCGGAACAUUGAGGAAGUUCAAAACGAGCUUCCGAGUAUAAAAGACCGAAUAAAAAUUGUUGGACAAACUUAUAAAGUUUACAUGGAAUACUUCACGAUGCCGGAUUACGAUAUUCGUCAGUUUUAUGAAAUUUCAAGAUUGGGAUUCAAACUUGAACAACUUGUAAAUUUUGUAUGGGAUCGAAUUAAUCAUGAAAGACAAUGGAUCACGAAACAAGUCUCUGAACAGACAUCGAAAAAUUAUUAUGAAUGUGAAAUGAUUGAAAAGGAAUGGUUGGAUUGUUUGAAAAAGUAUCGAAGUGCAGUGAGAAUUAAUGAAGUUCAAAAAGUUCAAAUUAAAAUGGGAAAUUUGGAGGAAAGAAGUGCGAUUUUGAAAGCGAAAGAUGAGAAAUUAAUUGGACAACGAUCACUUUUGGGAUUACUGUCUUCUCCAAUUGAUUGUGUCAGAAUUGCCAAAGUUUGCGAAUUUUUCUCAAAAUUAUCUACACUUCAUUUCAAAACUCUUCUUCAUCACGAAUCAUGUUUAAGAAUGAGAAUUUCUGAUGUAGAUCAUAAUUCGUUGGUGAUUGAAACCGAGCGACUUCAAAGUGAGAAAAACGAUCUCAAAGAAAAAGCAGCUGUGAUUAAAGAACACGAAACAACGUCAAAAGAAGCGCUACUAAAAAUUGAGAUAGUGCUUGCUGAAUUUGAAAAGCUUCUACCAGUGCUUGGGGCAAUAUCCUGUCAAGCCAUGAAAGAUAGACAUUGGAAAAUGAUUCUGCAAGAUUCUGAAACCAGUGUGAAAGUUGAAGGGAAUCCGCUUGUCAGUGAACUCUUAGAGAUGAAUUUCAUUGAGAAAGCUGACAAGUUUGAGCAGGUUGGCGCUCAAGCAGAGAAAGAGCGAGUUUUGGAAACAUCUAUCGAAAAAAUGAAAAGUCAAUGGGUUACCGCAACGUUUGUCACUCACCAAGGAGGAGAACUCCUGACCACUGAAUUAAAUGUACAAAUGCAGGCUCAUUUGGCAAGAAGCCAGACUAUUUUAUCAUCCCCUCAUGCAUUCUCAAUUCUCGAUCAUAUUAGACAUUGGUUGGAUACUCUUUUAAAUUUGAAUACUUUUGUUCAUUUAUACAAACAAUGCGAUACAAGAUGGAGAAAAAUUGAAGGAGUUUUUUCAACUGAAGAUAUUGCAUAUCAAAUGCCACAUGAAUUUCGGACGUUUAAAAAGAUUUCUUUGCGAUGGUUGCAUAUUAACAAUCAAAUAACUGAAGAACGGCCAAUUCUGGAACAAAUGGAUUUAGUUCAACAAUUGAAUCUAGAACUUUCUGAAUUAGAAGUCUUAUUCGGGAGAAUGGAAAAUGGGUUCCAUGCAUAUCUUCGAAAGAAGAGAGCUGUAUUUCCCCGUCUUUUUGCACUUUCAGACGAGCUUGUUCUAUCACUUAUCUGUGACAGUCGGGAACCUGCAAAUUGUAAAUCAUAUAUACCAUUACUGUUUCCAUCACUUACUACAUUUGAUCAAAAUACCAAAAUGGAAAUAAUAUCAGUUUCUACGAAACUCGAAACUAUUUCUCUUGUGAAACCUGUCAAUGUGAACCUAUCCAAGCGGCACGUGGAGAAGUGGAUGCAUGAACUGGAUUCUCAAAUAAAAUAUACACUGAGAACACGAAUUCGAUUACUAAUAGAGAAAAUGAACUACAAAUUGAGUCCUGUGGAGACAAUAUUGAAUGAACCAAUACAAGUUGCAGCGGUUUAUCUGAAAAUUGCAUUUACAUGGCAGAUGGAGAAUAGCAUGAAACAAAAUUCAUUGACGAUAUUGGCAAGUGAGUUGAAAAUUUGUAUCAGGGACUGUCAACAUGCCGUUUUGCAUAAACAUGAUCGAUGGGAAUUUCUGCCUGUUUUGUACCACAUUUAUAAAUCAUCGACACACCUUGUGAAUAAAUUAAUGAAUGAGCAAGUUAUAUUCAUAGAUGACUAUCGAUGGACAUCACAACUCCGCUACUAUUGGCAUUUGGAAAAUGUCUUCAUCCGUGUUGGAACAGUCUCUACUCGAUAUGAUUAUGAAGUCCAGGGAGUUGAUUGUAUGAUCGAUAACCAGUUGGUUGAUGAAGCAGUCAAAUAUUUUAUAUGUAUGAAUCAUUUUGGAUUCAAUGGAUUUGUGAAUGGAAUGGAUGUGAAUCUCGCAAGACAAAUCGCUGGAGCACUUGGAAAACCAUUUGCAAUUUGUGAUACUGAACAAGAAAUAGACUGUAAAAUGCUCAUUGAAGGAGCUCUUCUGUUUGGUGGAACAGUUUUUAUUGAAGAGAAAAACUUGGAAGAAUUAUGGAAAAGCACAGAAAAAGAUGUGUAUACAUGUCACAGUUUAUCCAAUUUGAAAUAUCAUUUCGAAUCUGAAAUAACAUUGAAUUCAUCAUUCAUGUUUUUACUAUCAUCAUCAUUCCAAACUGCGAGAAGUUUACAAUUUGGCAAUUCUUCAUAUAACAAAGUUAUCGAUGAGAAACUCUCAUUGAAUAGCAUUGCACAUCGAGAGAAAAAAGUUCAAAAGUUCCAAAUAAUCUCAGAUUUUGAAAAUUAUUUCGGGAGCCGGGGUCUUUGGAAAAACUAUCUUGAAGCGAUGAUCUGUCGAAUUUUGGAAAAUGAAAACGCGGAACAAGAGUUGGUAAUUGAGAACUCGAUAUUCAAACAUUUGAACGUUUCGAUGAAUAGAAAGAACAAAAACUUAUUGGAAAAGCUUCUUCAACUUGGACCUCUAAAGAUUAAAAAGUCUCCAACUCCAUCGAAAACUCCGAAAAGUUCAGAAGCACCGCGAAAGGAAAUUGAUAAUGAUCCAACUUACAUAAAAGUAAAAACUGAAGACCUCAUAAACUUGCUUCAUAAUCAUCAAGUUGUCGUUGUCUCUGGUGCAAGUUUAACAGGAAAGUCCAGGAUAAUUUCCAAAGCUGCAAAAUUAAAAUCAGCGGAUGUGGAAAACGAAUAUGGAUUAUGGGAAGAAAUUCAAGGAUUUGGAGAGUCUUUAAAAAAUAUGCGACGACCAAAUAAAUGGAUAGUGAUUGAUGGAUGUAUGAGUCGAAAAACAAAGGAAUGGUUGCACAGAUUGAUUAAUGAAAACACGAUGUUUCCAUGGAGAGAAUUACCUAUAAUCGCACUAUCUGAACGAGUUAUCAUCGAAACGGAUUCUUUGGAAUCUGAUAUUAAAUCGCUUCCAAUGAUACUUCUAGACACUUCUGAAGAGGUUUCCAGGGAAACAACCCUGGAAAUCACAGAACAACAGAGAAUCGAUGAAGUUUUAAAAUACUAUUCAGAGUUCAAAUAUAGAAAAUACGAACUUAUUCGGAAGAUUUCUGGAUUAAAAAAGUUAAUCACGACAAAUAGUGAAAAAGUUUUCGAACAUUUACUAAUCACCUCACUUCUUAGUUUUGCCUCUUUGAGACAACUUGGCAGUUUCUUCUUCAAAUCGGAAUCAAAACUUUUGGAUUUCUACAAAGAUGUACCCUACUCUGCUGGCUGGUACACCUACAAUGAGUCUAUGGAAAUACCUCCAUCUUUGUUUUAUAUGAUUCAUUUAAUUGGUUUACUUCUUAAUUCUGACUUUAUUCCUCUUCUCGUUUGUCCUCCAAGCCAAGAAUUUUACGAAUUUCUGUUACGGCUUCAAAUUGAACUUGAUACGUUAGGAUGGCACACGAUUACUCUUGCAAUUGAUGAAAAAGUUACGAUUCAGGAAAUAAAGCAGUUUGUGGAAAUUUGUUCAAUAAUGUUCGGUGGCCAUCAACAUCAUGACAAAGACAUUGAAGAUGCUCAGGAAGGCUUCAAUUUUUUCUUGAUUCGAGGAAUUGAAAAUGCAUCUGUAGAAGUUAUUGAUUGGUUGAGACACAAGUUUGAAAGAAAACAAAUUAUGAAAAUGUUAUUUGUGACACCGUAUGCAGUUGAAAGUUUUCAUCCUAGAAUUCGCCGUUUUUUAUUUCAAAUCAACUGGUUAGAUGUACAUGGAACUGACUCCCAACUUACCCUAUUCCCACUUGCAAAUUACAAUUAUGUUUUGAGAAAUCUCACGACAGAUAUAAAAGUGGCAGAUGUGAGUGAUUCAAUUCAAAACCAAUUGAUCGAUGCAAUGUUGGAUGCAAGAAUUCUCAGUUUAUAUGAAAAAGUGAACAAUUUGAGAACAUCUGAAGAAUAUGGUCUUAUUAGAGGAAAAAUGUUUGUUGAAGCUGCAGAACUAUGUUUUAUUUAUAAAAGCGCAAUUCAAGAACUGUCUGCCAGAAAUAAAAGAAUAAGAUGCGAUCCAGUAAUACUGUCUCCGGCAGACGCCAGAAAUGUAAAUGUCCUCGAGAAAGUUAUCCAAACUAGUUACGGUCAUACACUAAUUGUUGGAAACGAUACUUCCAAAUCCUUGGAUGCUAUUACAGUAAUCUCGGAGCUUUGCAAACAUUUAUUGUUCACAAAUCAAGGAAUCAAAACAAUUGAAGAAUGGAGAGAAUUGAUGAGUAAUGUCUUGAGAGAUUGUUUAAUCGAUGGAAAAGACACUGUACUUGGAGUACAUAUAACUCCAGAUGAUGAGAUAUUUGAAACUAUUCUGCUUGAUUUAACAUGUAUUUGUUGUUUCAAACUUAUACCUCCAAGAUAUCUUACGAGGUUGAUGUUAUCUGAAUUUGGAGAGAAGCAUACAUUGGAAGGAAAAGGUAUUUGGGAAAUGAUUGAAACAAAACUUUCAGCUCUCAAAAUCUCAAUAGUUUUGAAAUCUUCUGACUUUUCAUGGCUCAUUAACUGUCAUAGAAUGUUACUAUCAAUGCUCAUAUUGAUAUGGUGGAGAGAUCCAUCAAAACGAGAACAAGAACAAGAAGUACUAGAUGAACUUCACAACUCUGAGUUAUUUUCAAAGCAACAGAUUGAUCAAAUCAUGAAAGUUCUUGAUGAUCUAAGUGAUUUCAAAAUGAUAAAUACGAGAGCAGAAAAACUAAAAAUGGUAUCAACUAUAACGAAAUUAGCGAAGAAAAAAAGAGAAGAAGUACGGAAGACAAUGACAAAAUAUGAAAAAGGUAUGGAGAAAAUGAAAAGAGCCGAGGAGCAAGUGGCUGGAAUGCAAGGGGAACUUUUGAGACUACAGCCGCAACUGGUGAGAACUUCAAUUGAAACUAGUAUGCUCAUGAGUACAAUUGAAAAAGAAACAAUAGAUGUUGAGAAUGCACGAGAAGUUGUGGCAGCUAAUGAGAACAAAGCAAAUGAGGCCGCGACGAAAGCACAGUCACUAAAAGCAGAGUCAGAAGCCGAGUUAGCUUCAGCAAUUCCAGCACUGGAAUCAGCAGUUGAAGCACUCGAAACAAUGACUCAAAGUGAUGUGUCCUCUCUGAAAACAAUGAGAUUUCCGCCGUAUGCUGUACGUCUUUGUAUGGAAGCUGUUUGCAUUCUUCUUGGAGUAAAACCCGCAAAAAUUACCAAUGAAAUAGGAGAAGUUGUGAAUGAUUAUUGGGUUUCUGGACAGAAAUUGCUAUCCGACAUUCAUUUUCUUGCCAAAAUUCGAAGUUUUGCAAGAGACACAGUCAGUAAGAAGACUGUAAAGUUAAUAAGAGAAAAGUAUUUAUCGAAGGAAGAGUUUGAUCCAGAGAAUGUGAAACAGUGUUCACUUGCAGCGGAAGGCUUAUGUAGAUGGGUUUUGGCAAUUGAUAUGUACAAUCAAAUAAGUAAGAUUGUGGAGCCAAAAAGAGAACGAUUGAGGAAAGCUGAAGUAUUGGUAAAACAGCAUUUAAAACAAUUGGAGGUCAAGAGAAAGGCACUGUUGAAAGUGACGGAAAAACUUCAAGGAUUAUCCGACCAGUUCAGUCAAAUGUGUCAGAAGAAACAAGAACUGGAAUCUCAGAUAUCAAGUUGUGAAGUUCGAAUGGAAAGAGCUGAAAGGCUUGUUCAAGCUUUGAGUGGAGAGAAGGAUAAAUGGAAGAAUAAGAUAACAUAUAUCACUCAUGAAGAUUCUCUCAGUGUUCCUUAUUCUGUUGGAUCCUCCUUGGCAUUACAUGUCUUUGGAAAACUUCCAAUUGAUCAGAGAGAGAAAGAACUCCGCAAAACGAUGAGAUCAUUAUUCCCAAGACUGGAAGUGACUAUUCCAUGUGAUCUAAAGACUCUGGUUAUGCUUGUGGAAGAUCCGAUUUGCUUUGUGAAUGAUGAUAAUCGAGCAUUUGAAAUUUUACAAUCGAAAUUCGAGAAAAUCGUUGUAACAAACAAGUGGACAGAAGUUGAGAGGCAACAAUGUCUAACAUUGAAUUCAUCGAUUUUGUUUGAAAACUGCAUGGAAAAUACUCGAAUGGUAAAAGAAAUUGAAGAAGCUGAAUAUUAUAGUCAGAUGGAAGAUGAAAUUGUAUUUAAAAUUGGGAACGCCCACCAUGAAGUGAAUAAGAAUUUCCGAGUGUUCUUCCGAACUAGGGCAUCAGAAACAACUUUGCAUAAUUCAAUAGUAAUAGAUAAUCGGUAUAGUGAUGAAGAGCUCAGACAUGAGAUUUGUGAAACAAUGGGUUCAUCUAAUUGGUUUGAAACUUUGAAUCAUUUUAAUGAAAUGGUUGAAUCUCGAAAUAAUGAUAUAUCAAUGAUGGAAAACACCGAAAAUGAAAUGUUGGACUUAUUGGGAAGAUCCAAAGAUUUGGAUGAUGAGAGAGCAAUUGAUUUAUUAGCAGAAGCCAGAAAUCUACAAGCUUCCAUUACAGCAAGAAAUAAAGAAAUUGCAGAAAUCGAAACUUCUUUACGAGCAAUUGAAGGAAGAAUGUCAGAGUCAAUAGAUUAUUCGAUGAAGAUUAUUAAAAUGUGUUACUCACUUUAUCUUUUUGACCCAUUCUAUAGAAUUUCUUUGAAAUCUCUGGUCAAUGUUUUGAACACGAAACUUUUCGAUCACAUCAAUGACAUUAAAUUUAGUGAGAUUGGUCACAAAAUAUCAGAAUUAUAUUGGAAUUUUUUACGCAAUAUGUUGGCCUGGGACGAUAAAAUGAUAAUUCAUCAUUUGUUAUUUCAUGGAAUGAACUACAAAGUGGAUAAAAUUGAAAUGGAAAUAAAAGAUAGAAUCAGUAUGGAUAGCUUCAUGAAUUUUUCAUCAUUUAUUCUAAAAUCUGAGCCAAAACAACCGAUACUUUUAAAAUAUGAUGCAGAAGUCUACACAACAAUUCUUCAGUUUGGACAAGUGACUAGAAAUGCCAAUUGGAGGGUUUAUUCAAUUCUUGAUCAUGUUUUCUUAAAGUUGGAAAAGCUUGUCGAUGAACCAAUUUGGCUUCUGUUGAAUGUGAAUAGAAGCGAUCAAGAAACAGUUUGCAAACUGAAAAUCAUUUUUGAAAAGUUGAAGAAUUUGCCGAUUGUUCAUUCUUCAUUUAGAAUUAUUGUUGCAUAUUCCGACGAGAUUUCAGCUUCUGAUGAGCUUAUCGAAAUCUCAUCCCACCGCUUUUAUUUUUCCCGUUCGACUUCAUUGGCACAGCAGAUUCGUAGAAUUCUUGCAAAUUUAUCAUUGAGAAGUUCUUUGGACAAAUCAGAAGAAAGUCAAAGAAUUCAAAUAAUACGAUUGAUUUCAUUUCAUCGAGGGUUAAAGUUACGACGGCUUUAUGAUCCAGAAUUCAAUGUAGUAGUUGAUGAUGCGGAUCUAUUGGCAAUGAUGAAGCUGUAUCAAGAAUUGAGAAAUUUGAGUGAUCAGCCGAAUGAAUUUCAAGAUUUAAUGAAAGUUAAAGUAAACGUUAUUGAACCAAUAUACUUCCCAAAAACAAGAUGCCAGGUUCAAAAGAAUAUAAUCAGCGCGAUGAUUCAAUGGAUUGUUGAAGCUAAUUUAUCAAUUCCAGCAGAUACUCUUUUGAAAACUAUCAUUAAAGAAGAUAAUCAUAACUUUGAAGAUUUCGCGCAUUUCAUGCAAUCUCAUGAAGAAAGUAUCCUUUGUGGAUUCAAUGCUCGAAACUCUAGAGAAUGUCGUGAACUGAUGUACAAGAAAGUAACACAAAAAAUAAAAAUACUUUUUGAGCCGAAUAUUGGAGCAACUCAGCAAAUCGCUAAGAAGAUUGAAUCAAGAAGUUGGCUAUUAGAUGUGGAAAAUGGCGAACGAGAAGUUGAUGGAAGAAAAAUAAACAAUCUCACCGAAAUUGUUUCUUUUUUGAAAAUGCAAUUUUGUUUGAAAUAUAAGAUUGGAAUUUCAGAAGUGAUGGUGACCGGCGAAUUUGUGAAUGAACACUAUGAUCUUCCCAAACUAGGAUCAGAUUCCGACGUUCCUUUGCUGAAAAUGUCGCAUUGCGUUCUGAUUUCAGCUCAUUUUGUGAAUGGAGAAAUUCGAGAACCUCAAAAUCGUCAAGCCCAAUAUACAACUGUACUUCUGAAGACCACAAAAAGAACCGGAGCAGGGAACCCAAGAAGCUUGCCAGUUAUUUGUCCAUUUUCACAGAACGCAGUGACUCAAAUACCAUUUCAUUCACAAUUUCCAAUAGCUCAUUGGCAUCUUCGUGGCGCAUUUGUAACAACUUCCAGACAGAUUUGA
This is a messenger RNA of Caenorhabditis elegans, 9828 nucleotides long. RefSeq names its product Dynein Heavy Chain (gene dhc-3). The record is from RefSeq and is marked reviewed. The transcript has 37 exons. Lineage: Eukaryota; Metazoa; Nematoda; Chromadorea; Rhabditida; Rhabditidae. Gene Ontology annotation, biological process: microtubule-based movement. Gene Ontology annotation, molecular function: dynein light intermediate chain binding; dynein intermediate chain binding. Bases 1 to 9828 code for a protein of 3275 amino acids. Gene Ontology annotation, cellular component: dynein complex.